Molecule: messenger RNA, 891 nt
Organism: Mesorhabditis spiculigera
Lineage: Eukaryota; Metazoa; Nematoda; Chromadorea; Rhabditida; Rhabditidae
Source: the annotation of a GenBank genome assembly
AUGUUUGGCGUCGAGCUGCUCAUCACCAUCAUCCAUUUGGCCGCCCUCGUCACAUGCUGCAGGACGAAAGUCCAGAGGAAAAAGGCCACCAACGUCCAGGACGACCACAAGGGAAGAAGAACUUCUGAUGAGAGGCCGAAGCUGGAUGAGACGCUGCCCACGCGCGAGGAUACCUUCAACAAGGUCAAGCAGUUCAACGUAUUCGAGGGACUGGAAACGAUAAAAAUGGGGAUCUACAACUAUCUUUGUAGCGCUUGCGUGGAUGUUCUGCCCCUGGCACCCGUGGCCGCGACGACGACGCGCAAAUCCGAGAGCUCGACGAGCACCCAGCCACAAACCAAGGGCCUCGCCUUCGUCGACGAGCCCCAUACUGCAAGCACCGCGAUGUCUCCGUUCCCGUGCAACGCUAUCGCCCAGCACGGGUCGUUCGCUCUCGACCACCGCUUCACCGCCCACCUGGUCCUACACCUCCGGCUUGCCGUCGUCAUCCUCAUCUGCAUCCUCGACUCGCGUUUGCGUCGAUGUGCUCGCCUGCGUCGACGAGCCCCAUACUGCAAGCACGGCGAUGUCUCCGUUCCCAACGCUGUCGCCGAGCACGGGUCGUGCUUUGUCUACCACGGCUUCAGCUCCUACCUUCUCCAACACAUCCGGCUUCUCGUCAUCAUCCUCAUCUUCAUCCUCGACCAUGCUGGUUCCCGCCGAUACGUGGGAUACGCCGGAGCAUUCGCCGCCCAAGCGCACUGCCGACAACAAGUCCAAGCGCCGUUCCACCUCUACCAGCCCUGCUGGAUCCGUCAGCGAGAAGAAGGCCCCAGUCCCGGUUGGCAACCGGGCUGGGGUUGCCCCCGAACCAUCUACCAACUCGACAAAUACGACAAGCAUCGAGCCCGG